Molecule: messenger RNA, 1204 nt
Organism: Heterobasidion irregulare TC 32-1
Lineage: Eukaryota; Fungi; Basidiomycota; Agaricomycetes; Russulales; Bondarzewiaceae
Exons: 6
Coding region: 15-1079 (354 amino acids)
Biological process (GO): purine nucleoside catabolic process
Cellular component (GO): cytosol
Molecular function (GO): purine nucleosidase activity
Source: RefSeq, a predicted model, not a curated record
AUUGUACUUUGGCGAUGCCUUACAUUUGGCUCGACUGCGACCCGGGCCAUGAUGAUGCCGCUGCGAUUCUGCUAGCUAUUCACUGUCCAAACGUACAACUUCUUGGUGUCUCCACGGUGCACGGUAAUACAGAUGCAGAGUACACUGCGGUCAACGCAGCUCGCUGCUUGUAUGCCUUUUCUGCCGAGACGUCCGUGAAGGUCUUCCCGGGUGCUUCAAAGCCUCUUCUUCGCCCUGCCAGACACGAUGCGGAGAUUCAUGGUAUAGACGGGUUAGGUGGGGUGAAGGGGUUUCCUCAUACAGACCAAGAGGAAGUCCAAGCGCGACUAUCCAAAGGCGAACCUAAAUACAAAGCUAUAGAUGCAAUCGCAAGGGCCAUCCGAGACACAUGGAAUGGCGGCGCAGGUUCCAAAGUCUCAAUCGUAGCAACUGGGCCUUUGACGAAUAUCGCCCUUUUUGUGAGCAUAUAUCCAGAACUUUUGGAUGGCGUGGAACAGGUUGUGUUCAUGGGAGGGGGUGUCGGUGUCGGUAAUCGCUCCGCUGUCGCAGAAUUCAAUAUUUUGUGUGAUCCGGAAGCGGCUCAGAUCGUUCUUAAUACCCCAGUGUCCAAGACGAUGAUACCUCUCAACAUUACACAUCAAGCCAUAGUCACGAACUCCAUUCAUACCCGGUUACUGUCUCCCAGCGCCGUGUCUGGUACCGAAGGUCGUGUCGAGGCAUCCAGUAACCUGAGACACAGUCUUUCAACCCUCAUCUUGUUCUUCAAGGAAACGUACAGAUCUACUUUUGGAUUCGAAGACGGUCCACCUCUCCACGAUGCCCUUACUAUUGCAUACAUAUCGAGGCCGCAACUAUUCACCUGCAAGAGGUACAGAACCGACGUAGAACUGACUGGUCUGCAUACCACUGGGCAGACCAUCGUUGACAUCUGGGAUUAUAGAGCGUCUGACGAUUCUUGGGGCACGACAGGGAAAAAUUGCAACGUCGCGGAAGGGCUCGAUGUUGCUGCGUUUUUCGAGAUGUUUUUGGAGUGCGUCACUCGAUGUGAUAGGGUGUCUCCCCUCAAUGAAAGCAAUUGACCGUGCAUCUCGAUGCAGGUAGUAUCAUAAGUGUAUAUAACGCAGGGAUAUAUUGAGUAAAUUAGGUAGGCAUGUAUCGAGCAUGGAGUAUCCGUAUUCCAAUCCAACAAUUUGCUCUAUGGCCU